Messenger RNA from Motacilla alba alba, 2394 nucleotides. It is a transcript of the gene RNF135, whose product is annotated as ring finger protein 135. The transcript is spliced from 6 exons. Bases 27 to 1415 code for a protein of 462 amino acids. Gene Ontology annotation, molecular function: protein binding. The record is from RefSeq and is a predicted model, not a curated record. NCBI's taxonomy places the organism in Eukaryota, Metazoa, Chordata, Aves, Passeriformes, Motacillidae.
CGCCGCGCUGCACCCCGGGCCGGGCCAUGGCCGCCGUCAUCGAGCUCGAGGGGCUGGAGCUGCAGUGCUCCUGCUGCCUGCAGCUCUUCGCGGAGCCCGUGCGGCUCACGGGCUGCGGCCACAGCUUCUGCCGGGGCUGCAUCCUCCGGUACCGCGCGGGGCGGCCCCGCGCCGCCUGCCCGCUCUGCCGCUGCGCCUUCGAGCUGCAGCACCUGCGGCCCAACCGCGAGCUGGCCGCGCUGCUCAGCCUCAUCCCGCGGGAGCUGAAGGAAGAGCUGGAAACACGGGAGGAGCCGGAAGCCUGUGGAGCUGCUGCCUGCAACGACCUGAGCUCGGCGGGGCGGGGACGUGGGGAGAAGGAGGAAGAGAUAUGGGAGAGCUCCAAGCAACAAGAAAUAACUGCAGAGACCGUCCACCUGUUGAGGAAGGAUCUCAAUAAAACAAAGGAAUAUACAUCUCAGAUCAAAAGCCAGAUUAUUAAAGAUUUCUGUUGCAUGAAGGAAUAUGUUGAAAGACAGGAGAGAAACACACUGAUGUUCAUUGAACAAGAGCAAAAAGCUGCUCAACAGAAAAUUGAAGAGACUAUUCACCAGCUCACGGACAUCAAAGUCCAAACUAGAGACUUAUGUGAGAGGCAGAGGUACGGAGGCUCACCUUUGACAAUAAAUAAAAUUACACUUGAUGAAAAGCUUAAUGUUGUCAAAAGUGCUGUAGAAGAUCUUAAGAGAAAGUUGGAAAUUUUACUCUUGGAGAAUUAUGCUCAGCAACUCCCACCAGUGCAUCCUCCAGACUUACACCAGGAGCCAAGUGUCAGCUCAUCACCUCCACAGUCUGCAGCUGAAAGUCCUGAACCAACCAUUUCCAGCCGGUUUUCUCAGUGGGCAGAUGAUGUGACUUUUGACCCCACAAGAGUACACGAGCGCUUGGCACUCACAGCCCAGAACAGGAGAGUGAUGGUUUCCAGCCGCCUGACCAGUUAUCAACCAUCACCCAAAAGAUUCUGCAUCAGCCAAGUCAUGUGUUCACAGGGCUUCUCUACUGGGUGCCACUACUGGGAAGUAAUUACCAAGGACAGUGAUGGAUGGGCUGUUGGAGUUGCUCAUGAAAUGAUUGGUAAAAGGGACAAAUUGGGAAGAACUGAGCAUUCGUGGUGUGUAGAAUGGUUGGGUCCUAAAAAACAGCUGUCAGCAUGGCAUAAGGAUCAAGAAAUAAUAUUGCACAAGGACAAACCACUGAAGGUUGGAGUUUUCCUGGAGCUACAGAAGAAGACUGUGUCAUUUUACUCCGUUGCUGACAAAGAAAUGCUUUUGCACACCUUUGAAAUCAGUACCUCAAAUCCUCUCUACCCUGCUUUCUGGCUGUACACUCUAGAAAGAAAUGGAUCUUUAACUAUAAGUCAGCCAAACAGGAGAUAAAGGCUACUGAGAACAGGGACAAUUUUGCCAAUGACUGCAGAGUUUCUGUAAAAGCCUCAGUGUUUAGCGCAGGAGUGUACCAAGGAAUGAAUGCAUAGCUACCCAGGCUUUCCUGGGAAUCAGCGACUGAUCCUUCUGUCUGCUCUGCUUCUCUUCGUGCUGUGCUCUGGUCUAGCCAUACUUCAUUAAAGAAAUUUCAGCCUAUGCUUAAGGUAGUAACCACCCCUCUAGAAGUCAGGUGGGUUUCUCAAGCAGCUUUAAGUAGUCCCAGGAUAUUCCUAGGAAGGAAUGGACUAAGGAAGCUCUAAUGUUGGGGAUAAGCUCUUCUCACUGACCUAAUUUUUCCUAUAUUGAUAUAAAAAAAUACAGGAGAACAGAUUAUGCCGUUACUUUCUGUCAAGUGAGUUUUCUUUAGACAGAUCUGAUUGAUUAAGGAAUGCUCAGAGGGUAAGAAUGUUACUGAUCUUGGGUAUGAAAAUCUUUCCUUUUAGGGUAGGCACUAACUAUGAAAUAAAUAGGCUGUGGAUUUGAGGACCUGACACUUCGGGGAGGUGUCCCAGGAGAACAUCAUCUCCUCAGAACCACAUUUUAGUCUUGCUCUGGCCGAAGGGUUGUCAGUCCUGGUGGUGGUGUGACCAUGGGCAUGCUUGUGGAAGCAGAUGUUGGGGUGUGUUUAUACUGGCUAAUAAAUCAUGUGGUCACUUUAGUGCCCGUUUAAAGGGCCUGGAAACAGGACUGUCAUGGAAAGGACCAUUUGGUCUUGCCAGUGAGUCUGAGACAAAGCAAGAGGUUCUCAGUUGCCUGUGGGGGGUGAAGGAACCAGAGCUGAGGUCCCACAAAACCUACGGACAGCUUGAUUUCUGAGAGAUGCACUGCUUCAUGCAGGCACACUGAGAACACAUUCCGAAGAAGCAAAAGCUUUUUCAGGAAGACUGUGACAUUCCAGAAUUGACAAAAUAAAUAGUUUAUUGUGAAUAAA